Molecule: messenger RNA, 1230 nt
Organism: Pseudomyrmex gracilis
Lineage: Eukaryota; Metazoa; Arthropoda; Insecta; Hymenoptera; Formicidae
Product: odorant receptor 43a-like
Exons: 4
Coding region: 1-1230 (409 amino acids)
Biological process (GO): detection of chemical stimulus involved in sensory perception of smell; sensory perception of smell
Cellular component (GO): plasma membrane
Molecular function (GO): odorant binding; olfactory receptor activity
Source: RefSeq, a predicted model, not a curated record
AUGCUCGACCGUAAUCGAUCGCGAAGCGUGCUUCUGAACACGCUCGUCGAUGAUACAACAAAGCAUAACGAAUCGCACGCCUCGGACUUCUACUACGCCGUGCAGAUCAGCGUCUGCUUGCUGAAACCGAUCGGCGCCUGGCCGCUGACCGACGAUGAGACCUCGCGGUUCAAAAUCGCUCGGCACAAAAUGUCCAUGUUGAUCGCGACGUUCCUCAUGCUGUUCAGCAUUGUGCCGUGGAUGCUCAACACAUUUGUCACAGAGAAGAUGAGCGUCUAUCUGAUAAUACGCGUGUCAUGCUCGCUGCUCUUCUUAUUGAUGGUCUUCGCGAAAUACGUUCUGCUGCUGUGGCAUCAGGAUCAGCUCAAGAUCUGCAUCAGUCACGUGGCCGACGACUGGCGGAGCGUGUUACUCGCCGAGGAUCGCGAGGUCAUGCUGAAGAACGCCAGGAUGGGCCGCACGUUCGGUAUCGUUUCCAUGACCUUCAUGUUCAGCUGCGACAUACUAUAUCACACGCUGCCUUUAGUCACGCCGAAGAUGAUCAACGAGGACAACGUUACCAUAAGAGUGCACCCGUCGCCCUGCGAGCUUCUCGUGCUCGAUUCCAAGUCGAGUCCGGUGUACGAGAUCGUGUACUUGUUACAACUUCUGGGUGGUUAUACCACUGACAGCGUAUUUUGCGGCAUUUGCAGCUUAAUGGCCAACUUAGUUACGCACGUGAGCGGUCAGUGCAACGUAUUAACGUCAGUUUUUGAGGAAAUCGUGGACGGUGGCAAACGCAAUGCCGGUUCCAUCGAAGACCGGAUCACUACCGCCGUAACGCGACACUUGCGUUUAUUAAAAUUGGUUUCUGUCGUGAGCAAUCUGUUCAUCGAGAUAUGUCUUGUGGAAUUUGUAAACGCGUCGUGCAACAUAUGCUUACUCGGUUACUACGUCAUAAUCGACGUGUACAACAACGAAUCGUUCGUACAGAUCUUCAUGUACGCCUUCGGACUCGUGUCGGUUAUUUUCAACGUGUUCAUAUUCUGCUACAUCGGCGAUCUGCUGAAAGAGCGGUGUCAGGAAGUGGGAACCGCUUGCUACUCGAUCGAAUGGUAUCGCAUGCCGCCGAAAAUAGCGAUCAAACUGAUGAUGCCGAUCUUGAUGUCUCGAUAUCCCGUGGCGCUCACUGCCGGCAAACUAAUGACGAUGUCCAUACCUACGUUCUCUUUCGUGAGUAAUGUCGUUUAG